This is a messenger RNA of Aureobasidium pullulans EXF-150, 1625 nucleotides long. RefSeq lists its product as uncharacterized. Gene Ontology annotation, cellular component: nucleus. The record is from RefSeq and is a predicted model, not a curated record. Lineage: Eukaryota; Fungi; Ascomycota; Dothideomycetes; Dothideales; Saccotheciaceae. Gene Ontology annotation, molecular function: DNA-binding transcription factor activity, RNA polymerase II-specific; zinc ion binding; transcription cis-regulatory region binding. The transcript has 7 exons. Gene Ontology annotation, biological process: positive regulation of transcription by RNA polymerase II. Bases 196 to 1452 code for a protein of 418 amino acids.
CAGAGUUUCAUAUCACGACGAUCUCGACUGACUCGAAGAAGAGCCAAUACGAAGUGAUCAGACUGUGCAGUCACAAGUGAACGCGACGCGACGCGACCGACUGCGACGAUGACUGGUUGAAUCCACUUUCUGGUCUCCCACGUUCCACAUCACAACUUGCGUCAGGAGAUCAAAUUCUAGUAUCUCAAUUUGAAAAUGCCGAGAGCUGCGCCCCCCGAGUCAUGUUUGACGUGCCGUCGUCGGAAAGUUAAGUGCGAUGGCGUCCUCCCGAUCUGUCGGAGAUGUGCACAACGUCAAGAACAGUGCGACAGGCCAGAAGUGAAAUCAAAAUUCGUAGUGUACACUCCGAACUCUUCUCUAAGCAGAUCUCGUCCACCGGAGAUGCACCGUCCGAAUUCUGUCGAGCGACCGCAACGUUCUGCCGUCCAGGCCACGAGCAAUGUUGAACACAACGAUCUUCGAGUCCCGGAUCCGAUCAAUCCCCGUGCGGACCUAGGCAAUCAGGUUGUAGCUGGUCUCUUGCACCACUAUAUCGAGCAUUUGGCAGCUUGGUACGAUCUUUGCGAGCAUGACCGCCCAUUUGAAUUAUUGGUCCCCAUCAGAGCACUCGAUCUGCCUGUUUUAUUCAAUGCUAUCAUAGCUUUCUCAGCUCAGCACAUGACACUUUCGGAUUCGCGAUACGAGGUCAUCAGCACUGUUUAUCACAGUGCCUGUAUACAUGGACUUCUCAGCGGCUUAAGCGAUUUCGAUCCAGGUUUGCAGGAAGACUAUCUCGUCGCAGCUUGCCUUUUACGCUCUUUCGAAAUUCUGAAAGCGGACUCAAGACAAGAGCAGCGUCACCUUCUUGGAGCUUAUCGUUUCUCCUCAACAGAGGAGAUUGACAUGACUUCUGCAGGCUUACUUCAAGCGGGGGCCUGGAACUAUCUACGAGAAGAAAUUACGGUUGCGCUGGAAUGUCGAAGGCCUGUCAGACUCACCAUCAAUCUUGACAUCAGAACUGUGGGCCCCCAACCCGAGAGUAUGCACGCCAAUACCAUUACUUACAUAUUGGCUCGAGUCAUAAACUACUGCUUUAAUCGUGGCAGUACGAACCAGCAAGAGGACUCUAACCACGACGAAUGGACGAGCCUGAAGGGUGAUCUUACCUACUGGAAAGAAGGUCUUCCAACCUCGUACGAACCUUACUCAAGAGCAUCGAAAGAAGGCAAUGUCUUUCCUUCUGCAUGGUAUCUACGGCCAUGGCACAUUGCAGCUGCAGAAUAUUAUUUGACAGCCCAGACACUUCUACUCCUACACAAUUCCGAUACUGUCCUGGACGUCAAAAACGUGGAAGGACUUUGCGGUAUAGCAUACACCAACGAAAGCAAAGCAGCAAGAGUCAAUGCCUUUGGGCCUAUGGCCUUUUGUGGGAGAUACUUAACAGAUCCAAAGCAACGUGAAGGCCUCAAGUAAUUACUGCUAACCAGUAGCCUAGAAGUUGGAUGGCCUGUUCACCGGAUACUGAAGGAUCUGGAAACCUUCUGGCACCGCUGAUCAGGUUGGAGCGGUGUUUCGGUGAUGCUUGCCGGAUUGGGUUAGUGUAGGCGAAGUCUCCGCCUUUCCCGCUCACCGAGCCCGCAUCCUUG